AUGAAAAAGACAGGGUCUUUUUCCCAAUUUGGGUUCUUUGUUUUUAUCCUAAUAGCAAUAUGUUUGGGAAUUUCAGAAUGCUACCACAAAGAAAAAAGCUUAGAGGACUCACAAGAGUUUCUGGAAGAACCUCGGUUUGAAACAGAGCAAUCUGAUGUCUAUAAAGAAGACCUAGAAAGGAUGAGAGACCUGGAUGAAAUUAUUAAGUAUAUGGUAAAUGAUAUACUUUUUCCAAUAGAAGGGAUAGUAAAAGGGUACUGCCUCUAUAGAUCCGUAUCCGAUGAGUUGAAAAAUGAUUUAAGCCUCUUCAAAAAAGAGAGUAUCGUGGUUGCUACUAUUUUAUUGAGUGGUAAAUGGAAGAAUCCAGUGGGAUUUAUUUCACGAUGUAGAGAAAGUCUCCGUAUGGUGAGCAAUGGAAUGAAGGCUUCAUCCUUCAAACAUUCCGAUGAAUCUUGGUCUUCUAUUGUAAGCAAUCGCAAGACAAUAAAAGCUUCUAGAAUAAAGAUUUGUUUUAAAGCCAAAAUCUGUUCAAGAAUGAUGAAAAAACAUGAUGGUAUUGAGAAUCUCAGAAGGUUUCUGGUAAGUAGAACUCAGUAUGGACUAAUUUAUCCAGAUCAAAACUCUGAAAUAGUGGUAUGGAACACAAUACGAGAAUUUAAGGAUAUAUUAUCAGUAGGUAUUCUUAAAGGAAGUAUGAAAAAUCACAUCAGAGUGAUUGUCAUGUUCAAUUACAUGAACAAGAUUUUGAAUCAAAUAGGUAAACAACCAGUGUCUUUGCUUGCAUGUAUUGCUCUUAUUAAUGCCAUGGUUAGAGAAAGAUCUCUUGGUGAAUGGCUUUCAUUUUCCCGAAGCAAAACUUCCAGAAACAGACAAUAUGAAUCUGGAAUUGAUCCAGUAACAAACUUGAGAUAUGAUACCAGCUUAAAUAUCCGAGAGAAUAUAAGUAACUUUCAGAUCAGAACAUGCAACCACGUAAUAUGGACAUCUGGCAUUCUUUUAAGUGAAAGACAAGUCCAAGUUAUAGGAGAGAAUUCAAGUCAAGUAUAUACAUUGAGAAAGAGGGUUUCGUGGAUGUGUAACAAAAUGUUUACGAUGUAG
Messenger RNA from Cryptosporidium ubiquitum, 1098 nucleotides. RefSeq lists its product as uncharacterized. Lineage: Eukaryota; Apicomplexa; Conoidasida; Eucoccidiorida; Cryptosporidiidae. Bases 1 to 1098 code for a protein of 365 amino acids. The record is from RefSeq and is a predicted model, not a curated record. The transcript has a single exon.